AUGACAGAGAAUUUCGCUGAUAUUAAUGCCAAACUUGAUGACACACUCUCAAGACUUAUUAAUAUGGAAGAUCGAAACGAAAGAAAGCGAAACCUAAUAUUGUUUGGUCUUCCGGAAAACAACACUGCAAGCAAUAAUUCCUCAGAAUCUGUUGAAUCAGUUGAUAAUUUAAAAACUACUGUCAUCGACAAGUUGAAAAGUCUCUCUGAAACGGAUCUUGAUUGUAGCCAUGGGUAUCUCAUGGAUCUAGAGUGUAGGGGUUUGGUCAUUAAUAAUGCAACUGAAAUGGUAGUUUUCGGAUAUCCUGGCGACUAUGUUUUGUUGUCGGAUUCACCCCUUCAGGUGAGCAAGAAGUUGAAUGCUUUGUACACCUAUUGUAAGGAGAACAGUUUGGUCGUCAACAUAAACAAAACAAAAAUUCUGAUUCUCUCAAGAUCACCAAAUUCCAAGUCAAAGAGGUCAAUAGCAGAUCGUUUUGGAGUCUCCAAAAAUACAGCUUUGAGAUGUACAAUUAAAGUUGCCGAAGCACUAAAGAGCAAAUCUGGAGAGUAUAUAAGGAGGCCUCGAGGACGCGAAUUAACAAGAGUCCAAGAGCAACUUUUUGAAAUAGGAGGUUUUCCUAAUGUUAUUGGAGCAGUCGACGGAUGUCACAUAAAAAUAAGUGCUCCUUCAGUGGAUGGUAAUAGCUACGUGAAUCGCAAGGGCUUCUAUUCACUGAAUUUGCAAGGCAUUUGUGAUGCUCAGCUGCGAUUCAUCGACGUGUUUGCCGGAAUAUGUGGCAGCGUAAACGAUACCCGCGUAUGGAGCAUGAGUGACAUAAAAGAGGAAUUAGAAGAAAAUGUUUCUGAAUUUUGUCCAAGCGGGUCUCACAUUCUCGGCGAUUCAGCCUACAGCAUAAAACAAUUUUUGAUUACACCAUAUAAAGACCGUGGAUUUAUGACAGCGACACAAAGAAAUUUUAAUAAAAUCCUUUCACGCCAUCGAGUUGUCAUAGAACGGGCAUUUGGUUUGCUGAAAGGCUGCUGUCGCAGAUUAAAAUACCUUUACAUUCAAAAUGUAAAAUAUGGGGCUCUAAUUAUCGUUGCUUGUUGUGUACUCCAUAACAUAUGUCUAGAAUUGGCAGACGAUACCAACGAAGAAAUAUUAGGCGAACUGUCUACUAUUGAAAACGAAGAAAUCGAAGAAGUAAAUAUAAGAAAUGAUGAGCAAGAUAUUGUUGCUACAGAUAAACGAGACUCUAUAGCAGAAAUUUUAAUGACAGCUAGACGGCGUUAA
Molecule: messenger RNA, 1275 nt
Organism: Leptopilina heterotoma
Lineage: Eukaryota; Metazoa; Arthropoda; Insecta; Hymenoptera; Figitidae
Product: putative nuclease HARBI1
Exons: 4
Coding region: 1-1275 (424 amino acids)
Source: RefSeq, a predicted model, not a curated record